Messenger RNA from Dendrobium catenatum, 1741 nucleotides. RefSeq names its product 65-kDa microtubule-associated protein 1-like. Gene Ontology annotation, cellular component: cytoplasm; spindle. Gene Ontology annotation, molecular function: microtubule binding. The record is from RefSeq and is a predicted model, not a curated record. Gene Ontology annotation, biological process: microtubule cytoskeleton organization. The coding region runs from base 16 to 1545 and encodes 509 amino acids. The transcript is spliced from 7 exons. Lineage: Eukaryota; Viridiplantae; Streptophyta; Magnoliopsida; Asparagales; Orchidaceae.
ACUGCGUUAUAUUGAAUGCGUCUGACAUUCUACCUUGGCUUUUACCAGCCAGAGAAGUCAACUGGCACAAUUAAGGAACAACUAGCAGCUAUAGCUCCAGCAUUAGAACAAUUAUGCAAACAGAAAGAGGAUAGAGUCAAAGAGUUUGCAGAUGUGCAGUCACAGAUUCAAACUACAUGUGCAGAAAUAGCUGGCAAUCUCAGGGUAGGCGAAAAGGUAGGAAUGCCAGUGGUUGAUGAGAAUGAUUUGUCACUGAGAAAAUUGGAUGAGUUUCAAUGUCAUUUACAGGAACUUCAGAAAGAAAAGAGUGAUAGAUUGCGUAAGGUUCUUGACUUCGUAAGUUCUGUGCAUGAUCUUUGUGCUGUCUUGGGAAUGGAUUUCUUUAGUACUAUAACUGAAGUGCAUCCUACCCUGGAGGAUUCUAUUGGCGUGCAAUCUAAGAGUAUAAGCAAUGAUACUUUGUCAAAUCUUGCUAAGACAGUUGCAGCACUCGAAGAAGAUAAGAAGAAAAGAUUGCAGAAGUUGCAAGAGCUAGCAACCCAACUAUAUGACCUUUGGAAUCUAAUGGAUACCCCGGUCGAAGAACGAAGUCUUUUUGAUCAUGUUACUUGUAAUAUGUCUGCUACGGUCGAUGAAGUCACUGUUCCUGGAUCUCUUGCGCUUGACCUGAUUGAACAGGCUGAAGUUGAAGUUGAAAGGCUGGACCAGUUGAAGGCUAGCAAGAUGAAGGAAAUAGCUCUCAAAAAACAAAGAGAGCUAGAAGACAUAUAUGCUGUUGCACACAUUGAAAUAGAUUCAGAGGUUGCUCAGGAGAAGAUAAUGGCUCUUAUUGUUUCUGCAAACAUUGAACCCUCAGAGUUGCUAGCUAACAUGGACAAUCAGAUAUCAAAAGCCAAAGAGGAGGCACUGAGCAGAAAGGAAAUAUUGGAUAAGGUUGACAAAUGGAUGUCAGCUUGUGAAGAAGAGAGCUGGCUUGAAGACUACAAUAGGGAUGAGAAUAGGUAUAAUUCAAGCAGAGGUGCUCAUUUGAACCUCAAACGUGCUGAAAAAGCUCGCAUAUUGGUCAACAAAAUUCCAGCUCUUGUUGACACACUAGUCGCCAAGACUCGGGCUUGGGAAGAGAGCCGUGGAAUGUCAUUCACUUAUGAUGGUGUUCCUCUUCUCGCCAUGCUUGAUGAAUAUGCAAUACUCAGGCAGGAAAGAGAAGAAGAGAAACGAAGAAUGCGGGACCAGAAGAAGUUCCAAGAACAGUACGGCACAGAUCAAGAAACUGCUUUCGGGUCCAGAAUUAGCCCAGGUCGAAUCGCUGGUUCGAAGAAGGCGGUCACGCCUCGUGCCAAUGGUGGUGCUUCAAAUGGAACUCCAAAUUUGAAUCGAAGGCUAUCCUUAAAUCAGGGAGUAAACAACAAUGGUGUGAGAUCUGGAAGCAAGGAUGGCAGAAGGGAGAGUGCUCGGCCUUCAGCUCCGGUGAACUAUGUUGCCAUCUCCAAAGAGGAUGCAGCUUCUCUAGUCUCUAGUUGUGAUCCAGCUCCAGUUUCACCAUGACCUUUUUUUCUUUUUUUUUGCUUGUAGAAUGUAUGAUGUGGAGCUAUUUUAUGUAAGGAUAAGGUGUGUUAUUACUGGAGUCUUCUUAUAGACUAGGUUAAGGUAGUGCUUAAUCUGACAAACUGUACUAAUGAAGUUGUUUUGACUGUUACCCGACCUCAUAUUUAUACAUAAUGCAGUUAUGAUUAUUGUUCCA